Molecule: messenger RNA, 1776 nt
Organism: Colletotrichum truncatum
Lineage: Eukaryota; Fungi; Ascomycota; Sordariomycetes; Glomerellales; Glomerellaceae
Product: multicopper oxidase
Molecular function (GO): oxidoreductase activity; copper ion binding
Source: RefSeq, a predicted model, not a curated record
AUGCAUUCCAGCAUGAUUCGAACCGCCUUCGGAGCUGGUAUUUUCCUUGCUUCUCUUGUCACUGGCAACCCUCUUCAAUCGUUAGAAACACGCAUAAGUCAAAAAGGCUGCGGUACUCACGGGCCCAGAAACCGUGCCUGCUGGAAGGGGAAGUACAGCAUCGAUACUGACUAUGAAUACGUGACGCCGCCUACCGGGAAAACGAGAGUGUUUGAUCUUACAAUUACCAACCACACAGACUUCGCACCAGAUGGCGUCAGCAAACCAGCCAUGCUAAUCAACGGCCAAUUCCCAGGUCCGACGAUUGAGGCGGAUUGGGGCGACUUUGUGAAAAUCAAUGUCCACAACCAACUGACUGAUAACGGUACCUCUAUCCACUGGCAUGGCAUGCACCAGCGCAACACCAAUGAUCAGGACGGUGCCAACGGUAUUACUGAGUGUCCCAUUCCACCUGGACACAGCAAGACCUACUCCUAUCAGAUGAUUCAAUAUGGUACUUCCUGGUACCACAGCCACUUUUCCGCCCAAUACGGCAACGGCAUUGUGGGCGCCAUUCAGAUUAAUGGCCCGGCAUCCGCUAACUACGACAUUGACCUCGGCCCAUACAGUAUCAGCGACUGGUACUACGACACUGCCGACCGCCUUGAGCGCCGUGCUGAGCUUGUCGCCAAUGGACCUCCUCCGGACAGUGAUAACAUUCUCUUCAACGGAAAGAACGUCAACGUCCAGGGUGGCGGUCAGUACCAAAAGACGAAGCUUACUCCUGGCAAGAAGCAUCUUCUUAGGCUGAUCAACACCUCCGUCGACAACACCUUCACCGUCUCCCUGGUAGGCCACAGUUUCACCGUCAUUGCAACCGACCUUGUCCCCGUCAAGCCCGUAAAAAAGGACAGCCUCUUCAUGUCUGUCGGCCAGCGCUACGAUGUGAUCAUCGAAGCCGACCAGAAGGUCGGCAACUACUGGUUCAACGCAACCCUGGGCGGCGGCGGACUCUGCGGAAAGUCUAGAAACCCCUUCCCUGCCUCAAUCUUCACCUACAAGGGCGCACGCGACGCGCUCCCUUCUAACAAAGGCAUCCCACCGGCCGGGGCCAGCUGCGCCGACACCGUGGGAUUCACCCCCGUGCUGCCCCGAAACGCGCCUGCGUCUGAGUUCAACCCCAAUAAGCAAAUCCUCGACGUCUCCCUGGAUCAGCCUGUCAUCAACGGCGAGAAGGUCUUCCGCUGGAAGGUCAAUGGUUCCUCCAUUGAUGUGCACUGGGACAAGCCCACCCUCGAAUUCAUCGCCGAGGGCAACUACUCUUGGCCACACUACACCAACGUCAUUGACAUCCCCUCAGCUAACGUCUGGACUUGGUGGGUUAUCGAGAACACCGGCGCCCUUCCCCACCCUAUUCAUCUGCACGGCCAUGACUUUAUGUUGCUCGGCACGGGCAGUGGCACCUUUGCAAGCAGCCAAGGCGCGACCAACGGCACGGGUCCUUACUCUGCCACCUCUCACCAAGGCCUAAACUUCAAGAAUCCCAUCCGAAGAGAUGUUGCUCAGCUCCCAGGCGGUGGCUGGAUGGUGAUCGCGUUCAAAACAGACAACCCAGGCGCCUGGCUCAUGCAUUGCCACAUUGCCUGGCACGUUAGCAUGGGCCUCAGCGUGCAGUUCCUUGAGCGCAAGGAAGAGAUUGCCCGAACGCUGAAGCUACAAGACAUGCAACCCAACUGCGAGGCUUGGAGGAGAUACUACCCGACAGCGUACUACCCGAAGCACGACUCUGGGUUGUAA